Molecule: messenger RNA, 1275 nt
Organism: Diutina rugosa
Lineage: Eukaryota; Fungi; Ascomycota; Pichiomycetes; Serinales; Debaryomycetaceae
Gene: PCL7
Product: Pcl7p
Exons: 1
Coding region: 1-1275 (424 amino acids)
Biological process (GO): regulation of cyclin-dependent protein serine/threonine kinase activity
Cellular component (GO): cyclin-dependent protein kinase holoenzyme complex; nucleus
Molecular function (GO): cyclin-dependent protein serine/threonine kinase regulator activity; protein kinase binding
Source: RefSeq, a predicted model, not a curated record
AUGCUGUCGAGGCCCAUCAGCAACCUCACGAGAAACCUCCAGGGCCAAGGCUACGACGAGCCCGGCUCGCAACCGGGGCUGCUCCCGCUGCCAAGCCACAUCGCCCAGCCGCUGCUGGUGCCGACACGGCUGUAUUUGGACCACCCGCAAUUCGAGCCCCAGCCGGUCGAGCGCCUCUCCCACUACCAUAGCAUGUAUAACCUGGUGAGUCUGGUCCCGCGACCACAGCCGCCGCCGCUGUUUUCCAUCCCCAUCCCUAUACCGACGACGACGGUGCUGUUUGACUCGGCGCUGUCGCUCCCGGUGAAUUUGUCCGAGUGGCGGCCGGCGCUGGUCUCCAAUUCGGUGACGCUGGCAGCGCUGAGACCGCCCGAAGUGCCCCAAGUGCCUUCAGUACCCCUGGCACCGCUGGCGCCGUCAGCGCCGGCGCCGCCGCAGUCACGCCUGGUGGCGCUGGCGCCCGACCACUACAUGAACUACGCCGAGUUCCUCGAAAACCUCAGCCACGACGGCGAAGACCACCUCAACAUCGUCGGGUUCCCCGUGAACGAUUUAAUCCUCAUGCUCUCGUGUCUUUUGAGCAAGAUCAUCGACGCCAACGACAAGUUGCACCCGAACCACUUCGACAACACCAUCGCCGUGCGCCAGCGGCUAAAAGAGGAGCGCCGCCGCAAGCGCCGCCACUCGCUGGAAGUCCACGUACAACAGGUCGCGUCAAACCGACUACGGGACGUCGACGUGCGCGUCGAAGAGCGUCCGCUGGACGACGAGGACGACGAUGACGAUUACGACGGCGACCACGACGAUGAGAUGAAGAAUAAGUACUUGGCCAACGUGCUUGCGUUUCAUGGCACUAAUGUCCCCGGAAUCUCGCUCCAGGCGUACUUGGCGCGGGUGCUCAAAUACUGUCCCGUGACCAACGAAGUGUUUCUCUCGCUCCUUGUCUACUUUGACCGCAUCGCCAAGAAGGCUAACAACUUCAAACGCAAGGACGAAGACCACCAGUUGUUCGUGAUGGACCUGUAUAAUAUCCACCGGCUCAUCAUUCUGGGGAUCACGGUGCUGCUGAAGUUUUUCUCCGACAUCUUCUACAAGAACCUCCGCUACGCCAAGGUCGGCGGGUUGCCCUUGGAGGAGCUCAACUACCUCGAGCUCCAGUUCUUGCUCUUGCUCGACUUCAAGCUCAUGAUCUCUGUCGAAGACUUGCAAAACUACGCCGACUUGUUGCUCCGCUUCUGGAAACGCGAACAGUUGGCCCACGACCUCAAAGAGUGA